Molecule: messenger RNA, 933 nt
Organism: Populus euphratica (Euphrates poplar)
Lineage: Eukaryota; Viridiplantae; Streptophyta; Magnoliopsida; Malpighiales; Salicaceae
Product: B3 domain-containing transcription factor FUS3-like
Exons: 6
Coding region: 1-933 (310 amino acids)
Molecular function (GO): DNA binding; DNA-binding transcription factor activity
Source: RefSeq, a predicted model, not a curated record
AUGAUGCACCAAGGGUUGGUUCAUGAGAAACCCGAGGCCUGUGCUUGGAUGGCAGGUGGAGAAGGUGUCACUGAGGAGGGGGACAAUAAGCAGACUCCCAAUAUUGAAGGGGGCUCGGAUCUUGUUAUUGAAGGGUCGAACCCUGAUCACCUUGCUGGUUCUAUGGUGGGUUUUGAGAUUAAAAGGAAGAAAAGGAUGCCCAGACAGAGGAGAUCAUCUUCUACUAUCAAUCACCUUCUCUCCUUUUCUGCUAAUGCUUCCUGCUCUAACACCACUAACUUGGACGUGCCCACCUUCUCUCUUCAGGACCCUUCUUACCUCCCCGCACGUGCCAUUGAUCCAAGGAGACUGAGAUUCCUUUUCCAAAAGGAACUUAAGAACAGUGAUGUAAGCUCUCUGAGGAGAAUGAUACUCCCAAAGAAAGCAGCCGAGGCACACCUCCCUGCUCUUGAGUCUAAGGAGGGGAUUUUUAUCAGGAUGGAUGACUUAGAUGGUCUACAUGCUUGGAGCUUCAAGUACAGGUACUGGCCUAAUAACAAUAGUCGAAUGUAUGUGCUUGAAAACACUGGGGACUUCGUUAGCGCUCAUGGAUUAGAGUUAGGAGACUUCAUUAUGGUAUACCAAGAUAAUCAAAGUCAGAACUAUAUCAUCCAAGCUAAGAAGGCCUCGGACCAAAAUGUAUAUACUGAUAUAGCUAGAAAUGCUGUCAAUGACUUUGUUGCUCACGAUUAUGAAGUCAGCAAACUCAGCUCCUUUUAUGUGAACUAUCCUGUGGUUGACAACGCAGGCUUGUCGUUUAUCUAUGACACCACUGCCUUCUCAAAUGACUCACCCCUUGAUUUUUUGGGUGGAUCAAUGACUAAUUUCUCAAGGAUUGGGAAUCUGGAAAGCUUCGGAUCUGUCGAGAACUUGUUUCUGGAUGACUUCUAUUAG